AUUGGUGUCUGUAACCUGUAAUAAAAUCAAUAAACCCUACCAAUAACGAACCCCAAAACCCUGUAGAAAAACCACAAUCCCCCGAAAGUCUCCUCAUUCAUCGCCAAUGGAGCUGCAAUCGGAAGCCCAACAACCGCCAAUUCACUACGAAACCUUGAGCCCACUCCCACUCUCCUCUCUCAGCGCUCCUCCCUCCCCACCGCUCGACCAGCCCCUCCAACCCUACACCGUCUUCCGUAAUGAAAUCUCCUUGGAUGUCGUCAAUUCUGUCUCCGUUGAGUCCGCUGCUCCCGAUUACUUCUCGCUUGAUGUUGACGAGCCGGAGCCGGAACCAGAACCCAUCUCGGUUUCGGUCGGAGCUGAGCCAAUAACGCCAAUUAAAGCAGCAGAACCAAAGACGCCAGGAGAGCCAAGGCUCGAGAGAGGGUGGUUUCGUGGGAAUAGUAGGUUUAAAAGCCCGAUGCUUCAGUUGCAUAAAGAGAUAUUGGAUUUUUGUGAUUUCUUGUCCCCAACUCCAGGAGAGCAAGCAUCCCGUGAUGCUGCCGUGGAAUGUGUAUUUGAUGUUAUCAAAUAUAUAUGGCCCAAUUGCAAGGCAGAGGUUUUUGGGUCAUUCAGGACAGGGCUUUAUUUACCAACAAGUGAUAUUGAUGUUGUGAUUCUGGAGUCUGGUAUCAAAAACCCACAGCCUGGUUUACUGGCACUUUCUAGGGCAUUAUCGCAGAGGGGGAUUGCAAAAAAAAUGCAAGUGAUUGCAAAAGCUCGUGUACCAAUAAUUAAAUUUGUGGAAAAGAAAAGUGGCGUUUCGUUUGACAUAAGCUUUGAUGCAGAUAAUGGACCAAAAGCUGCUGAAUUUAUCAAGGAUGCUGUAUCAAAGUGGCCUCCAAUUCGCCCAUUGUGUUUGAUCUUGAAAGUAUUCUUACAACAGAGAGAGCUCAAUGAGGUUUAUUCAGGAGGAAUAGGUUCAUAUGCUCUCCUUUCCAUGCUUAUGGCAAUGUUGCAGAGUCUCCGUGAAACCCAAACUUCUCCGGAACAUAACUUAGGGGUCCUCUUGGUACACUUUUUUGAUUUUUAUGGAAGAAAAUUGAACACUGCGGAUGUUGGUGUGUCUUGCAAUGGAAGAGGGACCUUCUUCCUGAAAAGCAGCAGAGGGUUUGCAAAUAAAGGACGGCCAUUUCUUAUUUCCAUCCAGGACCCACAGACACCAGAAAAUGACAUUGGGAAGAACUCCUUUAACUAUAUCCAGAUCAAAUCAGCCUUUGCAAUGGCGUUUACAACGUUGACAAAUCCAAAGACCAUUUUGGGCCUGGGGCCUAACAGAAGCAUACUUGGGACCAUAAUAAGGCCAGAUCCGGCCUUGCUGGAGCGCAAAGGGGGAUCCAAUGGUGGAGUAACUUUUACUGCCUUGCUUCCUGGAGCUGGAGAGCCUUUAGAACCACUCUCUGGCCACCAGGAAGAGAUUUUGUGCAAUUGGCAGUUAGAUGAUGAAGAGCCGCUGCCUCGAGGUCAAGGUAUUGCUGAAGAUGCUAGUGCUCAUUCCUCUGGAAAGAAGAGAAAAUCUUCAUCCAAGGAGAAGUCUAGCAAGAAGAAACUGAAAGAAAAUGGUGAAAUGAGGACCAGACACGAAGAAAGUGGCUCAAGGAAAGGAAAGGGUUCAAGAAAAAAAAGUUUGGGGCAUAACCAUAAUGAUGGUAUGAGUUUUAGUCGUUAUACUGGUGGUUCACCAUGGAGUCACUAGGAUGAUAUUCCCCCAUGCCUUCAAAUGGAUUCUAGCUGCAUAAAUCUGUGUAGCAAAAGAAUGUAUCUACUCAAUGCAGUGAUGGCAAAGCCCUUCAUGUCACUUGUGCUGGGUUGCAUUAGAGAUCACAAUGCCUGCUGGAGCUGAACCUUCUAAAUUGAUUGAUGCAAAGCAUCUAAUGGAUUCAAUCUAAUUAGGUGGUUAAUGCUUGUUUUCUGUUUCUGGCAUGGAGAAAAGGUACUAGACAAGUUUGCGGUGACUGGAGUUCUGAAUCUGGAAUGUUGAGCCCCAUAAUCUUAGUUGCUUAAUUAUGAGUGAAAAAUCAGGGACCAUCUCUGUGAUUUUGCUUCACAAAACAUAAUUUAGUGGAGAACUAUUUGAUCCAAUCUAUUGGUUGGUUCAUAAUGUCAAAUUGUAUUUUUCAGAUAUAAAUGUUAUUUUAUUAU
This is a messenger RNA of Rubroshorea leprosula, 2181 nucleotides long. The record is from the annotation of a GenBank genome assembly. Lineage: Eukaryota; Viridiplantae; Streptophyta; Magnoliopsida; Malvales; Dipterocarpaceae.